Messenger RNA from Vitis vinifera (wine grape), 903 nucleotides. Its product is annotated as flavonoid 3',5'-hydroxylase. The record is from RefSeq and is a predicted model, not a curated record. Gene Ontology annotation, molecular function: iron ion binding; heme binding; monooxygenase activity. The transcript is spliced from 2 exons. The coding region runs from base 1 to 903 and encodes 300 amino acids. Lineage: Eukaryota; Viridiplantae; Streptophyta; Magnoliopsida; Vitales; Vitaceae.
AUGAUUGUGGAGUCAAUGGUAUGGGCCGGGCAAUUCAACAUUGGCGAUUUUAUUCCAUUCAUUGCUUGGAUGGACAUCCAAGGGAUCUUGCGACAGAUGAAGCGUGUUCAUAAGAAGUUCGACAAGUUUUUGACAGAGUUGAUAGAGGAACACCAGGCAUCAGCGGAUGAGCGCAAGGGAAAACCAGAUUUUCUCGAUAUAAUUAUGGCCAACCAAGAAGAUGGUCCUCCGGAGGACAGAAUUACCCUAACCAACAUUAAGGCCGUCCUCGUGAAUUUAUUUGUGGCGGGAACAGACACAUCAUCAAGCACAAUUGAAUGGGCACUGGCUGAGAUGUUGAAAAAACCUAGCAUCUUCCAGCGUGCUCAUGAAGAAAUGGAUCAAGUGAUUGGGAGGAGCCGCCGGCUUGAGGAAUCCGACUUACCAAAACUCCCAUAUCUACGAGCCAUAUGUAAGGAAAGUUUCCGACUGCACCCAUCAACCCCAUUGAACCUCCCCCGCGUCGCAAGUGAAGCAUGUGAAGUGAACGGAUACUACAUUCCAAAGAACACUAGAGUCCAAGUGAACAUAUGGGCGAUUGGGCGAGACCCCGAUGUGUGGGAAAACCCCGAAGAUUUCGCACCAGAGAGAUUUCUAAGUGAAAAACAUGCGAACAUCGAUCCACGUGGGAACGAUUUUGAGUUGAUUCCGUUUGGGUCGGGAAGAAGGAUCUGUUCCGGCAAUAAGAUGGCAGUGAUCGCAAUUGAGUACAUUUUGGCCACAUUGGUGCACUCAUUUGACUGGAAACUCCCAGAUGGCGUUGAGCUCAACAUGGAUGAAGGUUUUGGGCUUACGCUGCAGAAGGCUGUUCCGCUUUUGGCUAUGGUGACUCCCCGGCUGGAGCUGAGUGCAUAUGCUGCUUGA